This is a messenger RNA of Procambarus clarkii (red swamp crayfish), 1119 nucleotides long. The record is from RefSeq and is a predicted model, not a curated record. NCBI's taxonomy places the organism in Eukaryota, Metazoa, Arthropoda, Malacostraca, Decapoda, Cambaridae.
AUGAAUCCCAUGUUUAUGGAGACAACAAUCUCAACCAGCAAUACAACCAUACUUACUUCCUGUUGUGAGACUCCCAGGUCCACGAGUCUUACACGACACCUCAGGUACCACGAGUCUUACACGACACCUCAGGUACCACGAGUCUUACACGACACCCCAGGUACCACGAGUCUUACACGACACCUCAGGUACCACGAGUCUUACACGACACCCCACGGUCUUACACGACACCUCAGACCACGAGUCUUACACGACACCUCAGGUACCACGAGUCUUACACGACACCUCAGGUACCACGAGUCUUACACGACACCUCAGGUACCACGAGUCUUACACGACACCUCAGGUACCACGAGUCUUACACGACACCUCAGGUACCACGAGUCUUACACGACACCUCAGGUACCACGAGUCUUACACGACACCUCAGGUACCACGAGUCUUACACGACACCUCAGGUACCACGAGUCUUACACGACACCUCAGGUACCACGAGUCUUACACGACACCUCAGGUACCACGAGUCUUACACGACACCUCAGGUACCACGAGUCUUACACGACACCUCAGGUACCACGAGUCUUACACGACACCUCAGGUACCACGAGUCUUACACGACACCUCAGGUACCACGAGUCUUACACGACACCUCAGGUACCUCGAGUCUUACACGACACCUCAGGUACCACGAGUCUUACACGACACCUCAGGUACCACGAGUCUUACACGACACCUCAGGUACCACGAGUCUUACACGACACCUCAGGUACCACGAGUCUUACACGACACCUCAGGUACCACGAGUCUUACACGACACCUCAGGUACCACGAGUCUUACACGACACCUCAGGUACCACGAGUCUUACACGACACCUCAGGUACCACGAGUCUUACACGACACCUCAGGUACCACGAGUCUUACACGACACCUCAGGUACCACGAGUCUUACACGACACCUCAGGUACCACGAGUCUUACACACCUCAGGUACCACGAGUCUUACACGACACCUCAGGUACCACGAGUCUUACACGACACCUCAGGUACCACGAGUCUUACACGACACCUCAGGUACCACGAGUCUUACACGACACCUCAGGUACCACGAGUCUUACAUGA